Molecule: messenger RNA, 823 nt
Organism: Myodes glareolus (Bank vole)
Lineage: Eukaryota; Metazoa; Chordata; Mammalia; Rodentia; Cricetidae
Source: RefSeq, a predicted model, not a curated record
CGAACGGGAGGCCUCUGCCCCUACAGGGUGCGAGCGAAUGCUUUUAUUCUGCCACGUGGUUUCUACAGAGGGCUUCAGAGGCUGGGAGGCGGAGCACAAAGGGAACAGCUGGGCCAUGGAAAAGAAUCUGACAGCCGUUCCAGGGCCUCCCUCCCAGACCUGCUUCAUGACUUUUUUCAGUGAGUGCUCCCUGAUGCCUUGGUGCUUCAAGAGGCAACUUGUAGACCUGGUGAUGGAAGGGGUGUGGCAGGAGCUGCUGGACAGUGCCCAGAUUGAGAUUGGCAUAGCUGACUGGUGGGGCACCCGGGAGAACUGUGGCUGCAUCUACAGGCUUCAGGUCCGCCUACUAGAUGAAUAUGAAAAUGAAGUGGUCAAGUUCUCUGCCUCACCCAGCCCAGUCCAUCAGUGGAGGAAGAGGGGCACCAGCCUCACUCCGUCACUCUCUCCCCCACAGGUCUCUCAUGUCUUCGUUGACUUUGGCAAGGGCAUCCGGUAUGUGUCUCUCGAACAGUAUGGAAGAGACAUACAUUCCUGGGUGGGACACUACGGUGUCACUGUGGCCUGCUCUAGUGUGUGGGUCAGGAUUCGUCUGUCCUAGAUGGUCAGCCCUUUGGGACUUCCAGGACACACUGCCUUCUCCUGGAUGGUGUUAAAGUCAAAGGUGGCUUUGCAGCCUCCGGCUACACUACAAAAAGGGGGGAUCCUAUGUGACUCCCCUACAUACUUGCUGUUUCAGCAUCACGGUCCUCCUGCUGUGACAAACCAGAGACCUAACCAGCUUGUUUCCGGCUUCCUUCUCUCCUCAAGCAGGAGCCACCAUAAA